AUGGCUACAACCACAACCACACACUGUAUACUGUAUCCUAUAGAUGCACUCAACAAGCAACAGCAGCAACCAGAGCAACAACCAGAUAUUAACAUCAUGCAAUGCUUAUCACCCUCCUCAUCACCGCUACUACCAGAACAAGAAUCAUCCAACAUCAAUGUUGUACAAUUACCGCCUACACCUACAGCGAGCGAUGAUGAAAUUGAGGCAGAAGAGGAACAAAAGCUACUAAAAGAAAAGAGCAUCAAACUUCAAAGAAGAGGCACUGUGUCUCUUGCUGAUCUGAUCCCUGUGGCAUCUGCUGCCUUGAGAGCCAAGCAUCGACAAAGUAUGAUGGCUGCACAACCUACACAAGAUUCAGCUUUAGCGCGGGCUUUAACCAAGGUUAAGAUUGGAGUACAGACACAUCGCCUUAAAGAGAGAUAUCUGUUGAACGAGUGGAUUCGACUAGCCUUGGCAGCGCCUGUCGAUGAAUCUACCAUCAACAGUUCCAAGCGAGUGUUGAGAACAAAUCGAACCCUGGAGAUUGUGAAAUGGUAUGAACACAAGUUUAAGAGAGCAACACUAUCGUUAGAUGAACUUGAAAAACGAGUGGAUGGUCUGAGGCAACAAAAGCUGCUGGUACAACAACAACAACAACAACAGCAACAGCAGCACCAGCACCAGCUACUAGAACAACAGCAGAGUAUGACAAGUAUUAGCAGCAUCUCUUCUUUACCUUCACCUCCUGUAACUCAUUUAAAUUUUUCUAAAGUAGCUUCAAUCUAA
Messenger RNA from Mucor velutinosus, 768 nucleotides. RefSeq lists its product as uncharacterized. The transcript has a single exon. Bases 1 to 768 code for a protein of 255 amino acids. NCBI's taxonomy places the organism in Eukaryota, Fungi, Mucoromycota, Mucoromycetes, Mucorales, Mucoraceae. The record is from RefSeq and is a predicted model, not a curated record.